Messenger RNA from Nylanderia fulva, 1678 nucleotides. It is a transcript of the gene Prp31, whose product is annotated as pre-mRNA processing factor 31. Gene Ontology annotation, cellular component: precatalytic spliceosome; U4/U6 x U5 tri-snRNP complex; U4 snRNP. Gene Ontology annotation, biological process: spliceosomal tri-snRNP complex assembly; mRNA splicing, via spliceosome. NCBI's taxonomy places the organism in Eukaryota, Metazoa, Arthropoda, Insecta, Hymenoptera, Formicidae. The record is from RefSeq and is a predicted model, not a curated record.
UUAAACAGAAAACUAUAUUAUUGAUGAGGCAGAAGUGUUAAUUUUCUAUAGCGUUGUGUGAUAUUUUUCGGAUAUUUUGACGAGUAAAUUCUGCGAUAAAUAACAAAUUUUUAUCGAAGAAAAAUGUCUUUGGCGGAUGAACUUCUCGCCGAUCUCGAGGAAAAUGACGACGCGGACGCUUUUAUGGAGGAACCGGAGCCGCAAUUCAUUCCGGCUUCGGUCUCCAAAGUUAUAGAAGAAGAGAUUAAGGUAUCCUCUGUUCGAGAGUUAGCCAAGUUACGAGACUCAAAAGGAUUGCAAAAGGUCAUGUUGCAGAUUGAAGAGCAUAUCAAAGUACCCAGAAAGUCAGCUGACAUUGUUGGACCUGUAGAGUCCGAUCCAGAAUAUCAGUUGAUAGUUGAAGCUAAUAAUAUGGCUGUAGAUAUCGACAAUGAAAUAGCCACUAUACACAGAUUUACAAGAGAUAAAUAUUCGAAAAGAUUCCCAGAAUUGGAAUCCUUGGUAGUUGGACAAUUGGAAUAUGUAAUGACCGUUAGAGAAUUGGGAAAUGACUUGGACAGAGCCAAAAAUAAUGAAAUUCUACAACAAUUUCUUACUCAAGCCACAAUUAUGGUUGUUUCUGUGACAGCGUCAACUACUCAAGGCCAAUUAUUGACAGAAGAAGAGAAAGAAGCCAUUUGUGAAGCUUGUGACACAGCAGUAGAAUUGAACAAUUGUAAAUUAAAGAUAUUCGAAUAUGUAGAAAGCAGAAUGGCGUUUAUUGCACCGAAUCUAUCGAUAAUUGUUGGUGCAUCGACAGCCGCCAAAAUUAUGGGUGUUGCAGGUGGUCUGACAAAACUCUCUAAGAUGCCAGCUUGUAACGUUCUAGUCCUAGGUUCUCAAAAAGCUACACUCUCUGGAUUUUCCCAAGUAACCACCUUACCUCACACAGGAUUCAUAUAUUAUUCCGAUAUUGUACAGGAAACGCCUCCUGAUCUGCGGAGAAAAGCGGCAAGGCUUGUGGCAGCGAAGAGCAUGCUGGCAGCUAGAGUGGACGCAUGCCACGAGAGUACGGACGGUCACAUUGGUCAAAUGCUACGCGAGGAGAUCGAGAAGAAAUUGGACAAGCUGCAAGAACCGCCGCCUGUAAAGUUCGUGAAGCCGUUACCGAAACCGAUUGAUCCUGGUCAAAAACGUGGCGGUAAACGCGUCCGCAAGAUGAAAGAACGCUACGCAAUCACAGAGUUUAGAAAGCAUGCCAACAGAAUGAAUUUUGCAGAUAUUGAGAAUGACGCUUACCAAGAAGAUCUUGGUUACUCGCGAGGAACAAUCGGCAAAGCCGGAGCUGGUCGGAUCAGGCUGCCACAGAUCGACGAAAAGACAAAAGUUAGGAUAUCCAAAACAUUGCAGAAAAAUUUGCAGAAACAACAACAGUGGGGUGGGAGCACUACUGUUAAGAAACAAGUGUCUGGCACAGCUUCCAGUGUAGCAUUCACUCCUCUGCAGGGUCUUGAAAUUGUCAAUCCACAAGCUGCGGAGAAAAAAGUGAACGAAGCAAAUGCGAAAUACUUUUCUAAUACUGCUGGUUUCUUAAAAGUUAAGAAAACGUAAACAAGAAACAUUUUUUGCAGUAAUAAACAGAAUAAAACGCGUAUAUAUUUAAUAUUCGUAAAUUUGCAUAUUUUAAAUUAUCUGGUUG